UUUAAAGACCUUCUUAUCAAAUCGAAGCAAAAAAUGUUAAUGUAAAAGUUGUAAAAUUCAUAUGUUGUCUAACAAAAUCUUGCUGUUGAGUUACGCACCUAAGAGAUACGCAUCUGCCGAACAAGCGCUUCUCAUGACCUUAUGGCGCUACAUGUAUUAUUCCUAAAGAUCUUUUGGAAAACCAAAAUAUAUACCUGAGCAACAGUAAUUGGGUCUACGAUCUUCAUCGCAGUGAUAUUGUGGCAGAGGGCCAAAUGAUUUUUCUCCUGUGUUUUGAGGGAAGGCACUCCCUGGGGUUUCUGUGCAAAGACAAUGUUUUCAAUCCACCGCUCGAGUCGGUUUCAUGUUCGCGGGUGCUCAAAGCUUCUGUGGUAAAUGUGCCUGACACUUCGUGUCUCAGGGGUUCCCUUACCUUCGCAGUGGGUUACUCCUUCGAAGGACGGUUUUUGGAGCUAUAUCGAAACUGUUACGAUCUUGGGAGAUUAUCACUAAACUAUUUCAUCUACAAGACCUACCGCUUUACAAAAACUGCUCCCCGUCAAACAAAUGCGUAAUGGAAUAGGGACUCUAUGAUGACAGCACACGAAGUUGCGGCUUACAAGAGACAAGUUUCGCAAGCCUGUGUCUCCACUGCCCUGGGUGUAAGCCAAGAGAACUGUGUAGUGGAUCGCGGUCACAUAUCGCCCAGUUCUGCUUUUGUAUUCACAGAGUUUAAGAAGGCUACCUUCAGGUAUCUAAAUGUAGUCCCCCAAUAUCACCUAGUCAAUAUUGGCAACUGAAAGAACAUAGAGGCCUGGAUAAACAGGCUGGUUAUGGGAUACUAUGAUCAGCCAGGUCAAACUCACGACGUUCUCAAGGUUUGCACAGGGGUUCUGGGAGUGCAGCAGUUGCAACACUCAAGUAAUCAGAGAGCCGGACUAGUGUCCAUUUACCUGUAUAAUAACAACCAAAUCCCCGUUCCCAAGUGGAUGUACAAAAUCGUAAGCCACCUCUCCGGAGAUAAGUGGGUGAUGUUAACCUACAACGACGUCAAUCUGCCCAAUUUGUUCGACUUGAAUCAGAUCUGCGACCAGAUCGCUUGCCCGCAUGGUCUUAGUCGCAAUGGAGUGGGAUACACUGUGUGCUGCAGGCCCAUUCAGUUCAUAAGGAAGAACAUCGCCUAUUUGACGGGUGUUUGCUGAUGCUGUAAGUGUAUCAAAAAGUGUAUCAGGAAGUGAGAAAGGCAGUCCAGUUCCUUAUGCACUUAAAAUUUAAUUUUAUUGAAAUACACAACCACUGACAAAUAAAGAGUUGGUGUUUUACACACCACAACAAUUUUCUCUAAGUAAAGUAAAUGGUAAAAUAUAAAAGGCAGUUUUAUGUAUACAAGAAAUUUAAACGGCAACCUUUGCGGUAAAAAUAAUUAAUCCCAGCUUCUUAUCAGUAAAGUCGGUAGCGGCUUCAUAAGUGUUUGAAGUUCUCGACACUGUAGAGAUAAGACUAUAGAAAUAGAAAACCUUCGUAGUCCAAUUUGAAAUACUCUGCUCAGAAUGAUAUAAAAUAAUCUAAUUAAUAUAACUUAAAAGUAAAGAAAUUAUAUUCAAAACUUGAAAUGAAAUUAUGGUAACCUAGA
Molecule: messenger RNA, 1612 nt
Organism: Drosophila biarmipes
Lineage: Eukaryota; Metazoa; Arthropoda; Insecta; Diptera; Drosophilidae
Exons: 2
Coding region: 813-1181 (122 amino acids)
Molecular function (GO): hydrolase activity; nucleic acid binding; metal ion binding
Source: RefSeq, a predicted model, not a curated record